AGAAGAUUCUGAAAUUUUGUUUUCGGAUGAAGGCAACACAUUCCCUAGCACUAUCAACAAAUGCGCCAAAUUUUGUUCUGGCGAUAGGAGAUGCAUUGGAAUUGAGUUGUGUACAAUAAAGGAAGAUAUGUACAGAUGUAGAGCUUGUUGUGAGUGGAAAAGGAUAAGGACAAAGUCAAAUCUGACUGUUGAUUCACAGCAGUGCAAAUAUCUGGAAAUGGCAGAUGACGGGUCGGCUAACGUGGCCGUGAACAAGCCAGCGAGUAUGAUCUCUGCAUACAACCCCGCCUAUCACCUCGCCUCGAAAGCUGUGGAUGACGUCACUGUUUGUCCAAAUGGUCUCUACACUGCACACACUGCUGCCGAAUUCAAGCCUUGGCUAAAAAUAGACUUACAGAAUAUAGUUGACGUAACAAAAGUUAUUGUUUUCAACAGGCAGGAUUAUUAUGGAGAAAGACUGCAUGACUUACUUAUAACAGUUGGAGGAAAUGGAACAGUCCAUACUUGCGGCUUCUUUCAAGGCCCUGCAACUUCGGGAGAUCGCAUCAUCGUAUUGUGUUCUUCUGGUACCACAGGAAAUGACGUCACAUUCACGAUCCAAAGCCGUCAAGGGGAAACUGACAUUUUACACGUUUGUGAAAUCCGGAUCUUUGUAGAGACAUGACUAUGGAAACUUUAGAUACAAACCAUCUAAGUGUAUACUACGAAAUUAGUUGUUUACACUCCAUGGUAUAUUAAUCUUUAACGAUGUGCCGCUACAUACGUAGACUCUCAAGUCUCUGUUUUUCUGAUGUAUGAUAUUUCUUUCAAAAUAGUAUACAAUUUUUUUUUAGAGAUUAAAGACUGACAAAGGGGUGCAGUGAUUUGAAAUAAUACUGCACAUCAGCUUAUAGUGAAA
Messenger RNA from Ostrea edulis (European flat oyster), 898 nucleotides. RefSeq lists its product as uncharacterized. The transcript has 4 exons. The record is from RefSeq and is a predicted model, not a curated record. NCBI's taxonomy places the organism in Eukaryota, Metazoa, Mollusca, Bivalvia, Ostreida, Ostreidae. The coding region runs from base 128 to 664 and encodes 178 amino acids.